AUCAGCGGCUCCUUUGAAGUUUGCACUUAUUGUGUUGAUAGUGUGUUUGACGGAUGGAUAAAAUGUAGUGCUUUUGUGAAUUUAAAAGUUUAUUUGGUGCUUUGAAGAAAUGAAAUUAAUUUCAGGGUAUUUCUUGUUUCUAGCGAUUGGAUUUAUAUUUCCUGAUACGGAAUGUUUGAAAAUUAAACGUGAUGUAGGGAGAUUAAUGCAAGAAUACCCUUUUAACCAGUUCUUGUUGAGAAUGGUUCCCAAACCAUUCCAGAUAGUGUUUGUUAAGCAAGUAAAGAAACACAGUCUGGAACCAGUCUCAACAAGAGUGCGGGACAUUGGACAUGGAAUGUAUGAGCAUAUCCAGCAACUGACAUUACAGAUUAUUAUAGACAAAAAGAAGCACAAACUCAAAUUACAGAGAAAUGAUGGUCUAUUCUCCGCUGGGAUUCAAACAAAGUACUUCAAGGAGCCGCAAUCACAAGUUAUAGAAAAGACUGUAGAACAAUGUUACUAUCAAGGUGUGGUCAAGAGAGAUGAAUGGUCUGCUGUUGCUGUGGCAACUUGUGAUGGAAUCAGGGGUUUGAUUCAGUUAAACAAUGAGACAUAUAUUAUACAGCCACUGGCACAAGGAGAACAAACAGGGGGUGACCGUCCACAUAUCGUGUACAAAGCUACCAGUUCGGAGAAAGAGAAAUGUGGGAAUGAUCAUGGAAAAUGGCUGCCAUUUCACGAGUUACAUAAAGGAGAAUUUAUAAGAAAGUUGAAAUACCUCAAUGCACAACGAACUUUAAACAAAGAUGCUGCCAAAGUGACAACAAAGUAUAUAAAACUUGCCUUAAUUUUGGAUAAUACGAUGUAUUGGUCAUUGAAUCUGACAGUAAAGCAGGUGUUGGAGUUUGCCAUACAAACAACAAAUAUUGUGGACAUGUACUACAAGGAGUUAAACAUACGUGUUGCAUUAACAUAUGUAGAACUCUGGAACCGUGGCAACAGGAUACUUAUAUCUCCAAAGCUCAGGGAAACUCUGGAAAACUUCAUGAGAUAUCAACAACAUAAUUUACGAGGUGUUGAUCACCAUGCUGCUCAUUUACUCACUCGUCGGAAGUUUGAAGAUAGUACCAUAGGAAUGUCAAUUCCUGAUUCAGUGUGUACAGGAAGAGCUGGUGGUAUCAAUACAAAUCCCAGUUAUCUAGAGCCACAGAAAGGGGCAACUAUUCUAUCUCACAUGAUUGGACAUAAUCUCGGAAUAAAGCAUGAUGAAGAUGUGGACUGGAGAUAUUUGUAUCAUGAAGGUGGGUGUAACUGUGGUGAUGAUUUUGGAUGUAUCAUGUCUACUGAAGUCUUGGGUACUCCAGAGAAGCACUCUCGUAUGUUUUCCUCGUGUAAUGUCAAAGACUGGGAUAUUUCACUCAAUAUGGGAAUAGCAGACUGUCUGAAUAAAAAUCCACAGCCAACAUUCCCUCAGUUAUGUGGUAACAAGCAUGUAGAGAGAGGAGAGGAGUGUGACUGUGGUACACCAGAGGAGUGUGCAAGAACAGAUCCCUGUUGUGACCCAUACACCUGUCUGUUACGUCACUGGGCCCAGUGUAGAACUGGGUCAUGCUGUCACAACUGUACAUACCUAUCGUCAGACUAUGUAUGUCGGGAGAAGUCGACAGAUUGUGAUGUCCCAGAGUUCUGUACAGGUACAGACGGACAGUGUCCAUCUAAUAACUAUGCCAAAAAUGGACAUUCUUGUAACAAUAAUACAGGUUAUUGUAUGGGUGGAGUAUGUCCUACACUUGAUAAACAAUGUCAGCAUAUCUGGGGCAAAGCUGGUUACAAGGCAGAAUCACAAUGUUUUGAGAGAUUUAAUCCAACGGGAAAUUUCAACGGUCAUUGUGGGAAAGAUGACAAAACAGGCUCAUAUGCUAAAUGCUUACCAGAUGAUAUACAGUGUGGGUUAUUACAUUGUUCUGGUGGUAACAAGAUGCCAUUGUUUGGACCAGAUAAAGAUUCCUCAAAAACAACAUUUUCUUCAAAUGGUCAGGAAUACGAGUGCAAGACAGUUCAUGGACCAUCAACUCUAGAUUUACCAAAUCUUGGUUUAGUUUUAGAUGGUACCAAAUGUGGAAAUGGUCUUGUUUGUAUGAACAGGAAGUGCGUGCCACUUGCCAACCUGGACCCUUUAAACUGCCCAGGGUCAACUGAUUCUAUUUGCUCAGGAAAUGGGAUAUGUACUAAGGAAGACACAUGUUUCUGUGAUGAUGGUUGGGGAUCAGAAGACUGUUCUGUCAAACUAAACACAACUCGUAAAAUGUUAUCACUAGAUAUGAUAAAAACUACAACAACAACUACUACCAUGGCAACAACAGUACAGAAUGUGAAUGUUAUACCGUGGGAUGUGCUACAUAGCACAGCUUCACCGGCAUCCACAGAACUGUCGUCUGCUGCAGUGGUACAAGCAGAGGAAUCUGGUUGGUUAAAUACUCAGUGGAUGAUGAUAAUAUUAGCAUCGGUGAUUGGUGGUCUCGCACUUAUUCUAGCAUUCUCAUUCAUAUGUUACAGGAGAAGAAGUCCUGUGAAACUUGAGAAGAAGAAAAAGAAGAAGAAGAAAUACAGUAAAGAUGGGGAAGACAGUGAUGUAGAAAGUGCUAAUAAACUUAUCAGUUUUGGAAGCCUGCCUUCAUACAAAGAUGAAAAGAAGAAAAAGAAAAAGAGAGGGAAAAAAGGCAAAAAUAACAAGAAGGGAGUUAAAUCUGAUGAUGAUACUGAUUUAGAGUUACCUCCUCCACCAAUGAUAAUCUCUGACCCUCAUAGUGCUAGACCUGAAAAAGGUAUUCUAAAGGGUGCAUACAAUGGUGUGAAAUAUGCAAAUGAUAGACGUAGCAGUGAAUCAAACACGGCUACAUCAUCGGGAAGAGAUAUGGACAGUGUCGGACCAUAUGACGAGAUCGAAGAAGACACGGAAGCUGGCGAGAUACAGGAUAUAUUUAGUGGGAAUUCAGACGAGCCUGAGAAAUCAUUAGAUGGUUUAGAUAACAUGUUUGAAUCGUCAAGUUUUGAUUUUAUGCUUCCACCACCUUUCAGUAACCUUGGACUUCAGAAUCGCUCACCAUCGCCACCAAGGAAGUUCACAGGAUAUGAUAUUCCUAUGACGAAUCUAGCCCAUGCUCAAAGGCCAAAUAUGUGGAAAACAACCCUGGCCUCUCCCCCUAAAUCUAGGGUUUUAAGAAUGAGAAAUUUAGAUGAACUUUUACAGACCAUUGAUCGUAAUACAAUAGAUCUGUCACCAUCACCAGAUGAUCCUCCGGUACAGAUUUCACCGUCAACUUCGGAGGAUGUGAGAUCCAGCUCAACUGAUGAUCGGCACUACACUGCAAGUAGUCAUGAUCCACAAAGUCCUAAUUCUAUAACGAGCGGGAGUACUUGUACAGCAUUGAGGCCUUUACUGGGUAGUCAGUGGAGUAAAUACGUACUACAUCGUAACAAUGGACAAACAGGUGAAAACUUUAAUUUUGAUGAUAUUGAAUCACCUUUACCUCACAUUAAUAUACCGCCACCUAUGAAUCCAAUAAAUAUAAGAAGUAUUUUCAACUAUGGCCAAAAAGGCAUUAGCAGGGAUAAUAAUGAUACCCCUCUGGGAAGCCAAAAUGGUGAAUGCAGUUCAAACAACGGUACUGCCAAUUCUAGGAAUGGGUAUGAAAAGAGUUCUGGAUAUGGAAGUGAACAUGACCCGGAAAGAUUUAGUAUCGAGGAUAUAUCUCGGAACCAGUCUCGCUCAGGGUCUGCUUCCCCGCCAAAUUUUAGUGCUGUUAUAAGAACUGGUCCAAACCAGAUUAAACUGGUUCCAGCUGGAAAGUAUGGUGGAUAUAGUUAUAAUCCUAUGGAUAAUGAUCUACAGAAGCUUUUAGACGGAGUACCAAGGAUUGAUGCAGGGUGCUAUGAACGUAGUCCAAUCACAGGAAGUCAGGUCGGACCUAUGACCGGCUUGAGCUCAAAUACUGAAACUUGUAGCAGUGUGACUUCAGGAACCAGUACUCUAGAAACAUUGAAAAAUUCAAUACCAGACUACUCUUCAUCUGGGCUUAAUUCUGAAACAAACACUCUUGUUAAUUCGGAAUAUGAACCUUUGGAUCUUUCUACAAAUAGUGAAAUGAAAAACAGUGUAGAUGAAGGAAAUCCUAACUACUCAAAUAUUGAAAAUUAUACCCCAGAAUUGACUGAAAACAAUAAGUUUGACAAACUGAACCAAUCAAUCCCAGUGCUAGCAAAUGGACCCUUGCCAAACCCAAAGCCCCUUGGUGAUCUUGAUUUAGAAAAUAAAGGAAGUGGUCCAUGUAUUGACAGAAGCUUGGAAGAAAUUUCACAACUUGACAGUAAAAGAAAUCAUAAAAAGAAAAGGGACUCUGUAGAUGCCCAUAGACCACUAAGUUUGGCACUACAGAAAAAAAUCGAUUCCCCACCAGGUGCUAGUGAAACUGAGGAGUUGAUGAUAAAUAGAUACAGUGCAAUUGAUCCUGUCCCAGUCGAUAUUUGUGAAUGUUGAAAAUGAUUAAUGAUUCAAAAUUAAUGUAUAAUGGGUUUUCUGAUAAAUAUAUUGUUACUGUAUUGAAUCAUGUACAUUUUGUGAAUGUUUAUAUAGGAAAAUAAUGGUUUUGCUUGAAUGUUAUAAUGGUACAUUUGUAUUUAUUUUGUUUGAUUCAAAUCUUUCAGAAAAUGCUGCUAUUUUUUGUCUUGUAAAAAAUUACAUAAUUUCAGAUAUUUUCAUUUUAGUUAUUCUUUUAAGAUAUACAUACUGUAAUAUUAUUCUAAUAUUUUAUGGUAUUGUAUCCUGUCACUGUUUGUGUAAAUAGAAAAAACAGUUCAUGAGAAAAAUAGAAUCAAUUUCGAAAGAUUUGAAACAGACCUUGAUGUGUAUGAUAAAUGUGUUACAUGUACUUUAUUAUAAUUUUGUAAUUAAUAUUAUUAUUACCUUAUUUCCGCUAAUUAACGCUCCUGAGCUCCUAAUUAAUGCAAUUAAUGGAUUAACAUUUCAAGCACAUUGUGCAUAGAGUUAAUGGUUUAUAACAAAAUACAAUGUACAAAAAUUAGAAUUCCUGGAAAGAAAUGUAAUAGUCUUUCUUUUAAGUAAAAGAUAUCUCAAUGUGUCAAAGAAUAUUUCAAGGCACUUUAAGGAAGUGAAUGUAUCAGUGUGCAAAAGUUCAUGUAAACUGUAGUUUUCUUAAUUGUUGUUCUUUUUUUAACAAAAAUUGAUAUAAAUGAAAGACACUACAUGAAAGCACUGCAAUUUAUCUAAUUUGAUUUUAAAUGAUUCGGUACAGAAGUAUUUAUUGACUUACUAAUGUACAUUGUGUUUUAAGGAGAGUUUCCAGAAAUAAUCAGCAAAGUUAUCUUCACAUGCAUUCUCCUUAAACAAAAUUAUAAUAGCCACAUCCCAUGUUAAAACAUUAGAGAGCACCUGUUAUCACUGGAGCAGUAAUAAGGAGAAAUAUGGUAUAUGUAAAUAUUAGAAUACACUGCCCCACUAAACUUAUUGUCAAAUAUGGUGCAAUUUAUUUUCUCAUUACUAUCAACAUGUUAUAUACAAAUUAGUAUUGUUCAUCGUAUAGAUAUAUGAUUACAGAAAUGUGUAUUUUUGGUUUUGUUUUAUAUUGCUGUAAAUGUAUAGCUUAUGUAUAAUAUAUAUACAUAUAUGAUCAUAAAAUUCUAGCAACUUAUAUAAGACUUAUGAUUCAAGUUAACAAUUAUUUCUUAAGACUUGUGAGUGAUAAUAUUUUAACACUGAUUUUGUUAAACAUGGAUUAGAGAAUGAUAAUUUUCAGUACUUAUUUUACAAGAUUAGAGAAUGACAAUUUUUAACAUUAACUUCUUUUUACAAUUUGAGAAAUAUGAUUUGUAAACAAUGAUUUAUAUAGAGUUUGAUAAUAAAACACUGAUUUUCAAGGUUUGAGAUUAAGAAAGAUGAUUUUAAUACUUGUUUGUUAAGAUUUUAGAAUGAUUAUUUUCAAGACUGCUUUGUUAGGUAGGGUUUUGAUUUUCUAUAUUGAUUUGUAAAGAUUUGAGAGUGAUACUAAGUCUUGUAACACUGAUUUUUUAGCUCGACUAUUCGAUAAGAAUAAGUAGAGCUAUUGCAGUCACCCGAGCGUCGACGUCGGCGUAACCACUUAUGUUAAAGUUUUUGUAAUAGUUCAAAUAUUUUCAAAGUCCAUUGACAUAUGGCUUUGAAACUUUGCACACUUGUUUACCAUCAUGACCCAACCUGUAAACAGGAGAAGGU
This is a messenger RNA of Ruditapes philippinarum (Manila clam), 6250 nucleotides long. Its product is annotated as disintegrin and metalloproteinase domain-containing protein unc-71-like. The transcript has 25 exons. Gene Ontology annotation, biological process: membrane protein ectodomain proteolysis. Gene Ontology annotation, molecular function: metalloendopeptidase activity. Bases 110 to 4519 code for a protein of 1469 amino acids. Lineage: Eukaryota; Metazoa; Mollusca; Bivalvia; Venerida; Veneridae. The record is from RefSeq and is a predicted model, not a curated record.